AUGCAUUUUCUCUCAUAUCUGUUUGUAAUUGUUGGUCUUUUUUGCCACCAGUAUGUGGCUGCGGCUAGGAAUGAACCAGCAUGUUCAAAGUUUGACUACGAGGAGAAGCUUUUGGAGAAAAUGAUACGAAUGGAAAUUAAAAUGGAACAAAUGGUUAAUCAAAUUAAGAAAACGAAGGAUGAUGUUUUUGCAAUAACGAACGACGUACUUAUACGUUACACAGACGAGAAGUCCUUCAUUCCAAAGAUUGCUUUUAAUGCUCGCCUGUCGUCCACAGUAAGUCUAGGCCGAAACGUGAAGGUCGUGUUUGAUACCGUAUUAAUGAACGAAGGUGAAGGUUACGACAAAACGUCUGGAAUUUUCUCAGUAUCACAUGAUGGACUGUAUUUCUUCUCUGCACAUUUAUGUAACUAUGGUAACAAACCUGUACAUUACAAGAUAGUUAAGGACGAUGAGGCGAUAGCUAUCAGUACGCAAUAUGAUCUUGACAACGUACACACAUGUAAUUCUGUGAGCGCUGUUGCUAUGUUGAAGACAGGUGAACGGGUGUGGGUACAAACAACUUUUUCUUCACAUAUAUACACGGAUGGUCACAGAUGGGAUUCUUUUCUUGGGGUACUUUUAAAUAGAUACACUGUUGCGCUGUUGAAGAAAGGUGAACAAGUGUGGGUACAAACAACUUCUGCUUCACACAUAUACACGGAUACUAACUACAGAUGGGAUUCUUUUCUUGGGGUACUUUUAAAUUGAUAAUGUGCUCAUUGUUUAUAUGGCAAUUACAGAGAUAUGUAUGUGUGUGUUUGUUACAUUAAUCAUUAGGAAGAUUGAUUUUGAAUACUUUC
Messenger RNA from Ruditapes philippinarum (Manila clam), 842 nucleotides. RefSeq names its product adiponectin-like. Gene Ontology annotation, molecular function: protein binding. The transcript has 3 exons. NCBI's taxonomy places the organism in Eukaryota, Metazoa, Mollusca, Bivalvia, Venerida, Veneridae. The record is from RefSeq and is a predicted model, not a curated record. Bases 1 to 750 code for a protein of 249 amino acids.